Molecule: messenger RNA, 978 nt
Organism: Vanderwaltozyma polyspora DSM 70294
Lineage: Eukaryota; Fungi; Ascomycota; Saccharomycetes; Saccharomycetales; Saccharomycetaceae
Gene: NTR2
Product: Ntr2p
Exons: 1
Coding region: 1-978 (325 amino acids)
Biological process (GO): spliceosomal complex disassembly
Cellular component (GO): U2-type post-mRNA release spliceosomal complex
Source: RefSeq, a predicted model, not a curated record
AUGGCAUUCAUCAAGAGGAAUAAGAUACGAUUAUCUGGGUCCAGUAAUAAAGGGAAGGUGUCUGCUACAAUUUCAGGGAAUGGUAAAGUGCGAAGCAAAGUUUCCUUGGAUUACGAUGAAAUAGAUGAGGAACCAGUCGAAGUUAAACCUCUGAAGCUAGUGAAAAAGAGAAAUGAUGAGGACAAGAGGAAUGCUGAAAUUGCUACAAGUGGUAAAAUAGAAGAAUAUUCUGAUAUUUUCCAUCCUUCCAAAAAUAAUGAUGACAGCAAAAUACUGAAUUUAUCUGAUAUGAGUGACGUUGAUGUGAUGGAUAGUAAAACCAAUGAUUGUUCAAUCUCAGAUAAUGAUAACGUUAUACCCUCAAAGGAGUUAAUAGAAAGGUUGAAAUCUGAAAGAAGGAAAUUAAGUGAGAAACCUCGUAACUUUGGUAAAGUUAAUGAAAGAGAAUAUGUAAAAUUGUUGGAUAAAGAUGACGAAGUUGAAAUAAUGGAAAUAAUAGAGAAAAAUGGUGGGAAACAAAAAAAAAAUGAGAACGACUACAUUGGGCUAGAAUUAGAUUUGGGAGAGUUUGAAGAUAAUAGACUGGCAUUGUCCUCUAAGGAAAAAUUACUAGAGUCCGAGAGAAGGAAGGAUGAAAUAAUGAAGGCCGUAGAGGUCGACUCUCAAUCUCAUGAAAGUGAUGGGGAUAGUUGGCAAGAACAAAUAAUUAAAAGAUCGACUGCUAAUGUAGAUUCCUUACAGGAUGGAAAUAUUUUUGAUUCCAAAGAGUUUAUGGUUUCUCUGCCUACUUUAUCAGAUGACAGUCAUCUAGAAGGCAUUGAUAUCAAAUUAUCAGAGAUGAUGUCAUCAUUUACUGUGAGAAAGAAACAGUUAGAAACUCAAAUAAAGAUACUUGAAAACCAGAAGGAAAACACUGAACUAAAUAUUAUAGAAAUCUUAAAGAAAUUCAAAAAUGUUAACAGCGAUAGUAUGCUGUAA